Molecule: messenger RNA, 727 nt
Organism: Bursaphelenchus xylophilus (pine wood nematode)
Lineage: Eukaryota; Metazoa; Nematoda; Chromadorea; Rhabditida; Aphelenchoididae
Source: the annotation of a GenBank genome assembly
AUGGGAAAGAAGAGAAAGCUCGAUGAAUCUGGAGAUGUUGAGGCAACUUGUGCAUCGAAGAAAGCUAAAAAGAUGUUUAACGUAAGUAAGAAUUAAUUGAAAUGUUUGUUUUUUAGACCGAGAAUGAAUACAGGGUUGAAAAAGUAAAAAAUGAGGAAACAGAACUAAGUCUACAAGACCGAAUUCAUUUUAUCAAAUCACUAAAGGAUGAUCCACGAAGUAAAGGAGUAUUAUUCGAGACAGAAGAACACCAUCAUCAUGUGUUUGGGUAUCAGAAUAUUGGUCAUCUUGAGUCCGUUCUUAGCAAAAUGCAUUCAAGAAGACUUCUGAAGCAUUCAACACAGUAUGUUCCAAUAUUUUCCUCAUCUUUUUUUAGAAGCGGGGGUGUAAUAGUUGCUUUUGGCAAGAUAACGUUGUCGAAGAGCCAGCCAAUCUACAACAUUCAUCCCUAUCUUCACGUUGAUUACCGAGUUCAGUGUUUAAUAUUGAAGUAAGUUUUUAUUAUGCAAAUAUUAUUUUUAGAGCCAAUAAAAAUACGACAUUCGAGACAAAGAUUGAAGGCAUAAAUGGUUCGAAUGCCUUCAGCACCUUUCUACAAGUGCCCGUCAUCAUCGAAGGGGUUCAAGAUGAAGAUGAAGUGGUAAAAGGGUAUAAUGUGAAUGUAACAUUCAAGAAAUUCUCCUACGAUGAAAGAUCCUCAGUUAUAAAAGCUAAAUUGACUCAUUAA